AUGACGCUCUCCAAUGACCGAGAGAAAAUAUGCAAUGAGCUCAUCCCUGCUGUGGCCUGCUGUGAAUAUUGGGCUUCUGCAGAAAUAACGGUGGAGCUUCAACUCCAGGACGCGCUGUGCGUUCCUUUUCCAAAGAUCAACAUGAUGUCUGCCAUAGACACGGGUACCGCUGUGUACCAACCAGCACAACUACUGAACUGGCUCUAUACGUCCCUCCAUGACACCCACCAGACCAAUGCCUUCGAUGCGUUCAGACCGGAAUCCCAGAGUUCUCCACCCGACCUGAACAACUACAAACAGCCGUGCGCUGCUGCUGUCGACCUGAGCACUGCGCUCAACUCCAACCAUCUCAACAACUUCUUGCAACUUCAGAGGAAUGAGGCCUUAAACAACAACUUGUAUAAAAUCUCCACUCCCUACGGCUCGCUCAACAACAUCAUAGACGGCCUGAGUUCUCUGACAGACCCCUUCUCUGACCUCUCCCUCUCCUCUGAGCCACGCAAACCCAGCAAGCGACCGCCGCCCAACUACCUGUGCCAUCUCUGCUUCAACAAAGGACACUACAUCAAAGACUGCCCACAGGCUCGGCCUAAAGGGGAAGGCCUGACCCCGUAUCAGGGCAAGAAGAGGUGUUUCGGGGAAUACAAGUGCCCUAAAUGCAAGAGGAAGUGGAUGAGCGGGAACUCCUGGGCCAACAUGGGACAAGAAUGUAUGAAGUGCCACAUCAACGUUUACCCUCAGAAGCAGAGACCUCUGGAGAAGCCUGAUGGUUUAGAUGUUUCGGACCAGAACAAGGAACAUCCACAGCAUCUGUGUGAAAAAUGCAAAGUCCUCGGCUACUACUGUCGUCGCGUUCAAUAAUAACCUGCCGUUACCUGUUCAUGGAGUUGCCCCCUAGACAGAUCAAUAAUAACCUGCCGUUACCUGUUCAUGGAGUUGCCCCCUAGACAGAUCAAUAAUAACCUGCCGUUACCUGUUCAUGGAGUUGCCCCCUAGACAGAUCAAUAAUAACCUGCCGUUACCUGUUCAUGGAGUUGCCCCCCUAGACAGAUCAAUAAUAACCUGCCGUUACCUGUUCAUGGAGUUGCCCCCUAGACAGAUCAAUAAUAACCUGCCGUUACCUGUUCAUGGAGUUGCCCCCUAGACAGAUCAAUAAUAACCUGCCGUUACCUGUUCAUGGAGUUGCCCCCUAGACAGAUCAAUAAUAACCUGCCGUUACCUGUUCAUGGAGUUGCCCCCUAGACAGAUCAAUAAUAACCUGCCGUUACCUGUUCAUGGAGUUGCCCCCUAGACAGAUCAAUAAUAACCUGCCGUUACCUGUUCAUGGAGUUGCCCCCUAGACAGAUCAAUAAUAACCUGCCGUUACCUGUUCAUGGAGUUGCCCCCUAGACAGAUCAAUAAUAACCUGCCGUUACCUGUUCAUGGAGUUGCCCCCUAGACAGAUCAAUAAUAACCUGCCGUUACCUGUUCAUGGAGUUGCCCCCUAGACAGAUCAAUAAUAACCUGCCGUUACCUGUUCAUGGAGUUGCCCCCUAGACAGAUCAAUAAUAACCUGCCGUUACCUGUUCAUGGAGUUGCCCCCUAGACAGAUCAAUAAUAACCUGCCGUUACCUGUUCAUGGAGUUGCCCCCUAGACAGAUCAAUAAUAACCUGCCGUUACCUGUUCAUGGAGUUGCCCCCUAGACAGAUCAAUAAUAACCUGCCGUUACCUGUUCAUGGAGUUGCCCCCUAGACAGAUCAAUAAUAACCUGCCGUUACCUGUUCAUGGAGUUGCCCCCUAGACAGAUCAAUAAUAACCUGCCGUUACCUGUUCAUGGAGUUGCCCCCUAGACAGAUCAAUAAUAACCUGCCGUUACCUGUUCAUGGAGUUGCCCCCUAGACAGAUCAAUAAUAACCUGCCGUUACCUGUUCAUGGAGUUGCCCCCUAGACAGAUCAAUAAUAACCUGCCGUUACCUGUUCAUGGAGUUGCCCCCUAGACAGAUCAAUAAUAACCUGCCGUUACCUGUUCAUGGAGUUGCCCCCUAGACACU
Molecule: messenger RNA, 2031 nt
Organism: Coregonus clupeaformis (lake whitefish)
Lineage: Eukaryota; Metazoa; Chordata; Actinopteri; Salmoniformes; Salmonidae
Product: zinc finger CCHC domain-containing protein 24-like
Exons: 5
Coding region: 1-861 (286 amino acids)
Molecular function (GO): nucleic acid binding; zinc ion binding
Source: RefSeq, a predicted model, not a curated record